Messenger RNA from Cladophialophora bantiana CBS 173.52, 1803 nucleotides. RefSeq lists its product as uncharacterized. The transcript is spliced from 5 exons. Gene Ontology annotation, cellular component: nucleus. The coding region runs from base 1 to 1803 and encodes 600 amino acids. Gene Ontology annotation, molecular function: zinc ion binding; DNA binding. Lineage: Eukaryota; Fungi; Ascomycota; Eurotiomycetes; Chaetothyriales; Herpotrichiellaceae. The record is from RefSeq and is a predicted model, not a curated record. Gene Ontology annotation, biological process: DNA-templated transcription.
AUGAGUCUCGUCGACGUCUACUACGCCAAUGUGUACAACGCCUCUCUUUUGCUGCACAAGAGACUGUUCCUCGAAGCAAUAGCAGCGGGUACUGCUCGUCCUCAUGUCGUCCUCAGUGUUUGCGCUUGGGCUUUAAAUUUUUAUCGGGAUCCAAAUGACCGGUCAGUCCUUUGCAACCACGAUUUCAGCAGGGAGUGGGCAGGCCAAGCAGGCAAGCUUGCGUUUCAAGAAGUCGAGAAUCCGACCGAAGAGCACAUUGUGACGUUCAUGAAUCUUGCACUCUUCUGGUACAGUCAGGGCUCAUGGCGGAGAUCUGCAAUUCACAAAGGCAGUGCUGCACAGAUCGCCCAUCUUCUCGGGCUCGGAACCGAUAUGCCGGGCAGAGAAGACUUGUGGGAGUCGGAAAUACGUCGCCGUCGGUUCUGGGCUUGUUAUCUCAUGCAUUGCCAUGCCAUCGAAACGUGCGCUGUGUUGACAUCUGCUGAAAAUACUCUGAAGCUCACGUUACCGUGGCCAGAGGAGGAUUUCAACGUGGGCACCGCCAUCCACCCCAGAGUAUGUUUGAAGUCAGGGAACAGCAAUGGCAGUAUCUUUGGAGAACUGAUCAAAGCCUUGACCUUCUGGUGCGAGGUGAAUGCUCUGGUCAAAUCUCCAGAGUCCAGCAUCAGCGAGAGACUUCACGCCAUCUACGCGCUCGAUGAUCGGAUAUCAAAUUGGUGGACCAAGCUUCCGAGCUCGCUUCAGCUGACGGUUGACAUUGUUCCAGAGGUGCCCGACGAGGCUCUUCCCAACCUGUUACUCCUCCACGUUGUGCACCACCAGUGUCUUUGCGCUCUCCAUGCUUCGGUCGUGCCUCUGUUUUGCUGGAGUGCAGCAGAUGAGACAUGGUCCGCGGCAAGACAGAUGUCUGCGCAGGUGGCCUACGACCACGCCUGUGCUGCCUCGGCCCUCGUCGAUGCCGUCCUGUCGAACUUUGCUCGGCUCAGCGCAAUACCGAGUUUCGUCGCCUAUGCAGCGUACUGUGGCGCAGCCAUACAGAUCCCCUUCAUGUGGUCCACCGAGCCAGCCGUUAAGCAGAGAGCGUACGAGAACGUCAGGGCGAACGUCAAGAUGAUCUAUACUCUGGCAAAGUAUUGGAAGUUCGCCGCCUUGUUGGAGAGCCACGUGCGCUACAUCUACCAGAUCCACGCCAAGAGCCCUGUCAUUCUCGAAGGCGAGCCCAAGUUGAUCCUUGAUUCGAAGAAGCUGAUGAGCUUCCGCGGCACCACCGCGGUCCACGCCAGAGAGUCCAUCCUCGGACACAACCGCAUCCUGUGGAGGAACGGCAAUGUUCUCCCCCGGCCGGGCGAAGAGGUCGCGGACCUUGGGGCUGAACAAGAAGGAGAAGUGGAAGGAGGGAGAGGUGGUGAGUCGCUCAUAGACCCUUCUCCAUCAGCAGUCGAGAUUCCCCAGAGGAGAGAGCUCUUCGAGCCUCGGUCUCCAUCAACGCUCUCGCUCCUCGCCGAACAACCGGCCGCGCCUCUCGCCCAACAAAACCAACCGCGGCCCCCGAUCCCUGGAGUCUCGCUACCAUUGCAAGUACCAUUACCGUUGUCGUCACCAUACGCACCACCACCGCUGCCGAUCAUCGAGCAAACACCAGGGCUCGAGUUCCCGUGCCUGGACUUCUUCCGCCCCUUCCACGACCCCGAAAUGCUCGAUCUCUUCCCCAACGGCCAGGCCAUGGACUUUUCGCUCUUCGCCACGAGUCCUAGGGUGGGUCUCGGCUUUUUGGAUCCCUGGCCGGCCACGGUGCCAGGGUGA